Messenger RNA from Aspergillus alliaceus, 1479 nucleotides. Its product is annotated as Alpha/Beta hydrolase protein. The record is from RefSeq and is a predicted model, not a curated record. NCBI's taxonomy places the organism in Eukaryota, Fungi, Ascomycota, Eurotiomycetes, Eurotiales, Aspergillaceae. The coding region runs from base 1 to 1479 and encodes 492 amino acids. The transcript is spliced from 9 exons.
AUGGGCGUAACCCCAUUGUUAUGUAGAAAUAGAAACAGUUCUUUCCCCCCUUACAUUCUCCAUUCAUUCACACCUGCGAACCAAGCCUUGCCGCGUCGGGAGGCUUACUCCCUUCCCCUGACGGCCGCCAUCUCAGCUCCUACAGCGACGAUUAAUGCGGGAACCGUCCAAGGUGGCCGCUGUACCGGUACUCCCGAUGCAAUCUACUACAAGGCAAUUCCCUACGCCAGGCCCCCCGUUGGGAACCGCCGCUUCGCUGCCCCAGUAGCAUACAAUGGCCACUUUCCAAACGGGACCCUGCACGCCACGAAGCCACCUCCGGCCUGCAUUCAGUUCGGGGAUCUAUUCGCCGAGACGGGUCCUACUUCCGAGGAUUGCCUAUAUCUGAACAUCUGGACACCAGCGAACGCCACAAAGACCUCCGGGCUCCCCGUUCAAGUCUGGAUAUACGGCGGGUCUGAGACAAAUGGCGGGAUCUCCAACCCGCUGUACGAUGGGUUCUCCGUCAACUAUUGGCUGGGGCCGUUGGGGUUUUUGGCAUUGAGCGCAGCUGGCUUUGAGGGUAAUCAGGGAAUCCAGGAUAUCUUGCUCGGGCUGGAGUGGGUCAGAGAGAAUAUAGGAGCUUUUGGCGGCGAUCCGAAAAAGGUCCUCCUCUUCGGACAAUCCGCCGGCGCGGUGAAUGCCUUCAUCAUCGCGACUCUGCCACAGGCACCUAGUUUGAUUAACGCGGCCAUCACGGAAUCCGGUGGCGGCAGAGACGUGCUCUUCAACUCCACGGCGCAACGCGUCGGGGACUCCGUCGCCCAAAGGCUUUCCUGUAAGGCUACAGAUCGGACAUGUCUCCAGUCAAAAUCAAUUUCUAGCCUCCAAAAUGCCUACAAAACAAACCCCUUCCUAUCUCAGGGCCUAGGUGCAGCCGAUGCUAUAGGCAUUGUCAGCCCAGAAAGCCACGUCUUCUACCCCCAUCACGAUGGCAAAGUAAUCCCCGCGCAGCCUUCCCACCACCGAGUCCAGGUCCCAACCGUUUUCGGCUUCGCCCAGCGCGAAGGCACAAUCUUCGCCUCUGCUCAAUUUGCCCCAGACCUCGGCUCCGCAAAUAGCACAGCCUACAACGCCUUCUUAACUCAAAACUUCGGUCCCAAACUCGCCCCGGUCAUCAAAAAGUACUAUCCACUUUCGCUCUUCAGCUCAACCACCUUCCCAGCCAUCGCCGCAAUUUCAACCUUCCAACACACCCCUUCUUGCGCCUGGUUGGAGAGUAUCCCUCCCGAAGCCAUCUCAACCCUGGGCGCGACACAUACCGCGGAGAUCCCGCUUAUUUUUGGCAAUCUGGCCCAUCAGCCUGUUCCCGAUGGGAGCUGUAAUGCUACGACUACGGAGUACGGGCUUGCAAGCGGGCUGAUGGGGCUGUGGAGAUCCAUGGCGGAGAAAGGGGAGCCGUCGCUAGUGGUCUAUAUUGCUAUAACAGCAAGUGGGUGA